Pristis pectinata (smalltooth sawfish) is the source of this 4793-nucleotide messenger RNA. It is a transcript of the gene sephs1, whose product is annotated as selenophosphate synthetase 1. The transcript is spliced from 9 exons. Gene Ontology annotation, molecular function: ATP binding; selenide, water dikinase activity. Gene Ontology annotation, cellular component: cytoplasm. The record is from RefSeq and is a predicted model, not a curated record. Gene Ontology annotation, biological process: L-selenocysteine biosynthetic process. Bases 379 to 1557 code for a protein of 392 amino acids. NCBI's taxonomy places the organism in Eukaryota, Metazoa, Chordata, Chondrichthyes, Rhinopristiformes, Pristidae.
AUCCCUCUCUUGGGGGUGCAAGAGCCCUCGGGGUCCGCGUCCCCGGGGGCGCCUACACUUCCCCCCCCCCCCGCCCCCCUCACAGGCGGCUGGCCGAUCGGCCGCAACCAUCCCUUUAAUUUUUUUUGGCCGAAGCCUCUUAAAGGCGCGGGGAGGAAUAAAAGGCGCCAUUUGGCAGACUUUAAAGGAGCCGCGCCCCGGGCCCUUCUCAGCGGCUUCACCAAUAAACUUUACUUCCUCGCACAUCGCGCCCCGUACAUAAUGUACGCCGUGUAAGAAGGGCAGACGGCUUGUUUCGGUUCGGCGGAGCGGAGCACCGGGGUUUUAUUUAAAGUUAUAACAUUUUAUCCGCCCCACAAAGCUCGCCGGGCCCGGACCAUGUCGGUGAGGGAGACGUUCAACCCCGAGAACUACGAGUUGGACAAGCACUUUCGGUUGAGCCGCUUCGCCGAGCUGAGGGGCACCGGCUGCAAAGUGCCGCAGGAUGUCCUGCACAGGCUGCUGGAGGCCCUGCACGACAACCACUACCAGGACGACGAGCAGUUCCUCGGCGCCGUCAUGCCCCGGCUGGGUAUUGGGAUGGAUACAUGCGUUAUUCCCUUAAGACAUGGCGGUCUUUCUCUGGUUCAGACGACUGAUUAUUUUUAUCCUAUUGUUGAUGAUCCUUAUAUGAUGGGUCGUAUUGCGUGUGCCAAUGUUCUAAGUGAUCUUUAUGCCAUGGGUGUCACAGAGUGUGACAAUAUGUUGAUGCUGCUUGGAGUCAGCAAUAAAAUGACAGAUAAGGAGCGGGACAAAGUAAUGCCACUAAUAAUACAAGGUUUUAAAGAUGCAGCAGAUGAGGCAGGUACAUCAGUUACUGGAGGACAAACGGUAUUAAACCCCUGGAUCAUCUUAGGAGGUGUGGCCACUACAGUCUGUCAACCGAAUGAAUUCAUCAUGCCAGACAAUGCAGUACCAGGCGAUGUAUUGGUAUUAACAAAACCACUUGGGACUCAAGUAGCAGUGGCUGUGCACCAGUGGCUUGAUAUUCCAGAGAAAUGGAAUAAGAUUAAGCUUGUUGUCACUCAAGAGGAUGUGGAAUUAGCUUACCAAGAAGCAAUGAUGAACAUGGCACGAUUGAACAGAACUGCUGCUGGCCUUAUGCACACCUUCAAUGCACAUGCAGCAACGGAUAUCACAGGCUUUGGGAUUCUCGGGCAUGCUCAGAACCUGGCAAAGCAGCAACGAAACGAAGUGUCAUUUGUUAUCCAUAACCUGCCUGUCCUUGCUAAAAUGGCAGCUGUAAGCAAAGCGUGUGGAAAUAUGUUUGGGUUGAUGCAUGGUACUUGCCCUGAAACAUCAGGUGGCCUUCUGAUUUGUCUCCCGCGAGAACAAGCAGCUCGAUUUUGUGCAGAAAUAAAAUCGCCAAAAUACGGCGAAGGUUACCAAGCUUGGAUUAUUGGAAUAGUGGAGAAGGGCAAUCGCACUGCCAGGAUCAUAGAUAAACCGCGGAUCAUUGAAGUCGCUCCAACGGUUGCAACACAAAAUGUCAAUCCAACUCCUGGUGCCACAUCUUAAGGAAAAACAAGCACGCAGAAAUGUGACAUUUAUUGCAAUUCUGAUGCCAUCCCAAGCAACUUUGUAAAUUUAACUUGUCUGCCGAGUGUCGGCCUUCUGGCAGAUGAUGCGUGGAUAUAAAAUAAAUCCAUUGCCUUGUUUUUCUGUUACAUUAACUGAAGAUGCACCUAAUACUAAGGCAGCUUCUGAGUUGAGAAUUUAUUAUCCAAUACUGUUGAUUCAUUUUGAAUCUAUAGACACUUACUGUCUGUGCCACAUAGGCUCUCCUUAAAGUGCUUCACAUAGAGCACACUUUACCAACAGCAGUGCAGCACCAUUUCAUUUGUCUGGUCAAUAUAUUAUGAAAACUGUGUGUCUGCAAAUCUGUUGCCUUGAAAGCUUUGCAGAGAAAGUUGCAGAUUGCAGUUGUUGCACCGGUUAAUGGAAUGCAGCAGUUUGCAUGAUUUCAUUUGGUCUUUGGUUUGUAAUGUUUAUUCACACAGUUAAAAUGUAAUGUUAGUGUUGACUUUACUCAAUUGCUCUCUCUGUAAAAAAAAAAGUAGGUCCUCUGUGCUAUAAUCGCAUGGCCAGCACUUCACUCGGAAGAAGAGUAUUUCUUUCCAAUUAGGCAAAUCUUAACAAUAAUGUUAUCAUGGUAUGUUUUCUAUUUGUUAUUUUGUAGCAAACACAGAUGUAUGUGCUAGUUUACACUGUGGUUCGCUGUUUUAUCAUGCAGGAAAUGUUGCAGACCAAAAGAAAGCUACUGUAAAGUACUCUAAGAUUGAAGCUCAGAUUGAACUACACUAUGACUUUUUUAAAAUAAUCAAUUAUGUUGACAAUAUGUGCUGUGGUUAUUAGUGUUUAAUACAUUUUAUAUUUUGUAAAGUGAUAUCUGCAUCUGCUUUUCUAUAAAUGCAACUAAUCUUUAGCAUAAAACAACUUAGUUUUUAUUUUUUUAAUUAUGCUGUAUUGAUUCCCUGCUAUUCUGUUAAAUCUGAUUAAUAUUGCUGAUGUCAUAUCUUGAACUUGCAUAUCCUAAUGAAUAUUUAAAGUUUUUUUCCUCUUUCCCUGCCCCACACCAUGUAUGUUAUUUUGUGAGCACAUGCCUUUGUUUCUGUAUAAUAUGUUAAAAGUGUAUUAAGAUUGAGAUUUUGUUACUUGGGGACCUUUUUAUUUGCUGCUUCCCCACUGCAAUGCCUCCUCCAUCCCUACCCCUCACCUUUCCACAUAGAAGUUUCACACAGCACAAUAACCCAGUUCAUUAAAUUGGAAAUUUGCUAAAAUGGCUGUUGAUCUUAUUUCUAUUUCCUUUACCCUCCUCACCCUGCAUUGUUACUAUGAAUUAGUUCUCCCCAGCAUUUUGUAAUAAUGCUGUAGCUUCGAUGGUUUAAAAUUCCAUUUUCAGGUUGUUGGGCAUAAUGGAUUUAUUUGUCCCAGUAUGUGCUAAUUCUGUCAUGAAGUACAUGUCAUGCAUGUGUUUGUACUUCUAUAUUUUAGAAUCUGGGCCCUGAGGAACUGAAUUUUUGUUAAAUAGUUCUCUUCAAACGUGGGGUAUUGAUGUAUGUGCCCUCUGAUGUUUUCCACCAGUUUUUCACCAUAAUCGACUGAAAGGUACGUUUAUAACAGCAAGUUUAUUCUGUCUGCUCUAUACUAUUGUCAUUGUCUCCCAUAAAAGCAAUCAGCUUAUCCUCUUAAUAAUAACAUUAGCCACCCAUUAAAGAUUUAAGAUGUCCAUAAUAUGCAAAAUUAAACAAAACGGGUCAUUUAAGGGCUAAAUAAAACAGACAUUUUAGAAUAAAAUGUGAAAAUGGUGGUUUAGGAUCUAUGGUUCAUUCACUCCCUCUGUAUCUGCUGGGAUUUUAAUGUAUAUCAUACUUUGAUACCCCAUUUGUUGGGAAAUAUCUCCAGUAAUUUGUUGCUCCAUCAACUUAAUCAUUGCUAUUGGAUGUUGUUAAGCCAGUUGUGGAAUGCCAGUUUGCUUUUCCUGAAUUGGGCGUGUGCAAAUGUUUUGGGUACAAUGCCUUGUCAGUUGUUCAAAACACAUAUAUUAAAAAAAAGUUAAUGUUCUUUCCAUUUCUCCACAGAUGCUACCUGCCCUGCUGAGCACACCCAGCAACCUGUUUGUUUCCAAAUUCCAGCAAGUAGAAACAUUGCCUUUUUAUUAACAGUAUGGUCUGCUUAAGGCAUUACUGAUAGUUCAUCCUGAUAGCUUAACUAUUUGAACUCAUUACAGAAUUGAAGUAGCUGGUGGUUUUCUGGUUGAGACCAAUGGGUUGGAGCCAUUUUCAAACCUUAACAUUUUGUUACUUGUUUGUCAGUGCCAAUUUUGCUGCUCACUUAUUUCUGGUGCACCAACUUGUUCAAGAAUUUGUUCAAGGAAUUCAUUUUAGUUUACAGAUGGCUUGAAAACCCAUCAUCAUAGCUCAAUAUCUAAAGCAUGCGUAAAACUGACAUGCCAUAUUUUUCAAUGAAAUGAGGGAGAUAUUCAGCUUUGUUUUUAAUGCUUCCUUGUUAGUGUGUCUGCAAUAGGUUGAAUUUUGCUUCCUUUCUUUCCCAAACAAUGAAGUGAAGAUGGAGAUUGCAAAGAGUAUUCUAGGGAAGGCUUUUGUAAGUUGGCAAGAAGUUACAGGCAAAAAUAGAGCCUGUGCCUUCAAGCUCCCAUUCUCGGAAGUUUUCUAAGAGGAAAGUAAACUCGUGAAUUUUCCUUUUUAAUACCUUUUGAUACAGCAUUUUAAAUUCAAUAACAAAAUUGCUGUACAAAAAAAAAUCUUGCCUGCCUUUGAAGCUUCUCAAAGAGAAGUCAAGAAAGGUAAUCCCAUAGAUAUAAAUCUACUCAUGAACAGAAAAUUAAAGUAAAAGCAAUCUGAACAAAGAAUUUAGACUGGAUCCUACCAACUAUCUGAAUAAAGCAGCAUUUAACAUGGAUUCAGUCCCAUGUCAAUGUAUCUGCACCUUUUUAGGAUCUAAAAAUCAUCUGAAUUGUCUCGAGCAAUAUUUAGAGUUUAUCCUACACAUCAGCUUCCUUUUGUAAGCUUAGGGCCAGCUGGACAGAGAACUACACCAUCGUGCACAGGAAUUCUGACUAGAUGGAUAUUUCAAUCAAGGGUUUUUGUCUGAACUAAGCUGAUUUACAGACCAGUAUUGUACUGAAGGUUUUUGAAAAAAACCAUGUUGGCAGUUUGCUCCAAUGUUGAGCUUUGGAGCACCUUUUGUAAAUCAAGAGACCAAAUGGUGUGAAAAGGAUUGUAAUCACUAAU